Cyprinodon variegatus (sheepshead minnow) is the source of this 1277-nucleotide messenger RNA. RefSeq names its product inhibitor of growth family member 1 (gene ing1). Bases 171 to 1085 code for a protein of 304 amino acids. Gene Ontology annotation, biological process: positive regulation of DNA-templated transcription. The record is from RefSeq and is a predicted model, not a curated record. Gene Ontology annotation, cellular component: nucleus. The transcript has 4 exons. NCBI's taxonomy places the organism in Eukaryota, Metazoa, Chordata, Actinopteri, Cyprinodontiformes, Cyprinodontidae.
GUGCGCAUGCGCACACCUCGUUCUACUCGCGGUGGUUUUAGCUUCACCCAGCGACAGUCCUCUGGUCUCCUUUCUGUAGUCAGCGUUACCUGGCGUUAGCAGAGCGGUACCACCGAGGAAACAAAGUUACCAACAAGACGCGAAGCAUAUCCAGAAGUGUUGGACCCACAAUGUUGAACCCAACCAAUGGGGACCCAGGUCAUGUUGUGGUGAAUUAUGCUGAGGAGUAUUUGGACCUAGUGGAGUCUUUGCCUUUCGACUUGCAGAGGAGCGUGUCUCUCAUGAGGGAAAUAGAUUCCAAGUACCAAGAGGCACUCAAGGAGCUUGAUGAUGCCUAUGAACGGUACCGCAGAGAGUUGGACUCGCUUCAAAGGCGCAACCUUCAGUUAUCCAUUCAGAGGGCGCUGAUCCGCAGCCAGGAGCUUGGAGACGAAAAGAUCCAGAUUGCGGGUCAAAUGCUGGAGUUGGUGGAGAACCGAACCCGAAAAAUAGAGUGGCUUUAUGAGCUUCUCCUCUCCUCUCAAGAAGUCCAAGAAAGUCAUGUUACACCAACGACCCCCGUUACAACCGCUUCCGCAUCCCGGAUGUCCUCUUUUUCAGCUCCGGUCACUCCAGGCAAAUCAGGCCACCAUGAAAAGAAACGAGACGAGGUCACUCCAGGCUCAGUCGGUGGAGACAAAGCCGGAGGGAAGCGCUCAAGGCGUCAGAAGAAUGGAGAAAACCGUGAAAGCUACGGGGGUCUGGAUCACUCAGAAGAAGUUGGGGCUUCUCGAGAAAAGAGAGCCAAAAUGUCCUCCAAGAAGAAGAAAAGAUCUAAAGGGAAGUCGGAGAGAGAAGUGUCACCUCCUGACCUGCCCAUAGAUCCAGAUGAGCCGACGUACUGCUUGUGUGAGCAGGUUUCCUUUGGAGAGAUGAUCGGCUGCGAUAACGACGAGUGUCCGAUUGAGUGGUUUCAUUUCUCCUGUGUUGGGCUCCAUCAUAAGCCCAAAGGAAAGUGGUACUGUCCCAAGUGUCGGGGUGAGAAUGAAAAGACCAUGGACAAAGCCCUGGAGAGGGCAAAAAAGGAGAGGGCUUAUAACAGGUAGCUCGCUCAGCUGGGCCCAAUAAACACUGAAUAGAAAGUUCUACCAUCUGUCUUUUUCAUUCAUAAUCAACUCUGUUAGAAAGUAUUCGGCUGAUGAAGAUAACCUGAAACAUAUUUUUGUAGCUGCUGCAGAUCUGAGAAAAAAGAUGUCUCCAUCUGGCUUUUAGUAUUUGUAAAAAUGUUAAUGGAAGAA